Molecule: messenger RNA, 1594 nt
Organism: Drosophila elegans
Lineage: Eukaryota; Metazoa; Arthropoda; Insecta; Diptera; Drosophilidae
Gene: RacGAP84C
Product: GTPase-activating protein RacGAP84C
Exons: 3
Coding region: 346-1443 (365 amino acids)
Biological process (GO): signal transduction
Source: RefSeq, a predicted model, not a curated record
CAGCGACUUUACACUGAUAGAAAGCGGAAUAGUAAAAUUAAAUAUAUUGCAUUCAGUUUAUUUGUAAUCCCAGAAGGCUUUGCCUAAGCUUUAUCGCAAUCUAGUGCUGUCAGAGCAUUUAUAAAUCGUCGGUUUUCACCCGAUUCCAAACAAACCGGAAGUCAAAAUAAACAUUUCGAGCAAAUAUUCGGAGGAACGAGCUGUGCAGCUGACUCAGUCCGAAGUGGCGGCUCUUCGGAAAUCGGCAACUGACCAGAACAGCUGAAUCAAUCGCCAGCUUGCGAUUAGUGGCUCUGAGACACCGACGCCUUGAGUCCGAUUUUAUUCGCUGCCGAUCGCCCUGCCAUGCAGAACAAACGGAGGCUCCUGCGGGAGUACAGAUCCUACGAUGAUCUCAGCGAGCACUUUCGCAUGUUUGGCUCCCAGUCACUGGACUCCUUACAGGACCGCGUGGACAUGAAUCCCAGUGGCAGCGAUGGAGUGUCCACCGAUGGACUCGACUACUACCCGAGCUGCUCGCAAUCCCAUUCGGGUUUGCUGAGGGAGCACAACUUCAAGGUCAAGUCCUACUACUACAACGUGGGUAACUGUGUGCACUGCAGAAAAAGAAUCCGGUUCGCCAUGGCCAGCCUGCGAUGUCGGGCGUGUCCGCUCCGUUGCCACAUUGCCUGCUGUCGCCAGCUGACGGUGAACUGCAUCCCCCAGCCGCAAGUGAGCACGAAGCGCGGCAAUCUCAGCGACUAUGCGCCGCGGGUGGCGCCCAUGGUGCCAGCCCUAAUUGUCCAUUGUGUCACGGAGAUCGAGGCGCGGGGACUGCAGCAGGAGGGGCUCUACCGGGUGUCCUCGACGCGGGAGAAGUGCAAGCGGCUGCGCCGGAAGCUGCUGCGUGGCACGUCCACGCCGCACUUGGGCAACAAGGACAUCCACACACUGUGCUGCUGUGUGAAGGAGUUCCUGCGGCAGCUGAUACACCCGCUGAUCCCCAUUUACCAUCGCAGGGACUUCGAGGAGGCCACGCGGCUGGUCGAUCCCCUGGCGGUCGAGAUGGCAGUCUAUCUCGUGGUGCUGGAGCUGCAGCAGGCUCACCGGGACACGCUGGCCUACCUGAUGCUCCACUGGCAAAAGGUGGCCCAAAGUCCGUCCGUCCGCAUGACAGUCGCCAAUCUGGCCGUGAUCUUUGCCCCCACUCUGUUCGGAGAUUUGGACCUGACCCUCGAAAACGUGGUUAUUUGGCAGCAGGUGCUGAAGGUGCUGCUUCUUAUGCCACCUGGAUUUUGGGGACAGUUCCUGGAGGUCCAUCCAGUCCCCACUCCUUUGGGCAGCUCCUACGAUUUCGAAGAGCGGUACAGUCAGCGACCCUGGGAUCACUCAUCCACUCUGGGAUGGACCUCCGUUAAGACCUACUUUAGGUCUAUGGUAAACCUAAGCAGCACCAACUUGUAGUGCAAAGCAGACGGCUGUUCAGAGAAGUUGACGCGUUUGUUUUGAUCAGAAGGGAGGAGUACCUGCUUGUGCUAUUUGUCGUCCAAGUAAUGAUUCACAACUGAUUAUAUUCAUUAUAGUUAUAGCGCUAAUAAAAGUAGAUUUCUAAGAA